AUGGCACCAGCCCUGCCCGCGGGAAAUCCCAAUAAAAGAGGGGAAAGUCGAGCCAGGAAAGUUCUUUGGGGACGGAAAACGAGCGCGUGUGAGACCCCGCGCAGGGUGGGGGGACAGGCAGGAGCCACACCCCGGACCCGGCACCCCGAGUCCCACCCGGGGCACCCCCGAGGGGUCGGGGCCGGGGCCGGGGCCGGGGACCGCCCCUGGCCGCCGGGUUCGGCCCCGCUCCGCCCGCACCGGCGGCUCCGGGACCUGCCGGGUCCCCGGGCUCGGCCGGCGACGCCGCCGCUGCGGCGGGAGGAGCCCCCGCGGACCCCCGGGCCACUCCCCGGCCGGCGAUGGGACACUGGGGACACUGGGGACACUGCGGGACAGCGGGGAUGCAGUGAGGGCACAGCGGGACACGGUGAUGGGACAGCGGGGACACGGUGGGGACACGGCAGGGACACAGGACAGGACCCGCCGCCCGGCCGGCCCCGCGGCACCGGGGCGGGCACGGCCAGCGGGACCCCCAGAGCCACCGGGGUCACCCCAACCAAGGGCACCGCCAGCGGGACCCCCAGAGCCACCGGGGUCACCCCAACUAAGAGCACCGCCAGCGGGGUGUCCCCCAAAGCCGCCGGGGUCACCCCAACCAAGGGCACCGCCAGCGGGGUGUCCCCCAAAGCCGCCGGGGUCACCCCAACCAAGGGCACCGCCAGCGGGGUGUCCCCCAAAGCCGCCGGGGUCACCCCAACCAAGAGCGCCGCCAGCGGGACCCCCAAAGCCGCCGGGGUCACCCCAACCAAGAGCGCCGCCAGCGGGGUGUCCCCCAGAAAGGGCCCCACGACCGGACCCCCCAAAGCCAGCGCGGCGCCCCCUCCGAAGGGCACCACGGCCGCCCCCUCGAGGAGCAGCACCACGACGGGACCCCCGAAGGGCAGCGCGACCCCCGCCAGCCCCGGGGACCCCGCGGGCACCGCCCCCGCGCCCACGGUGAGCAAGGUGGCGGUGAGGAGGAGGAAGGUGGUGAGGAAGAAGGUGGUGAAGAAGAAGGUGCUGAGGAAGAAGCCGGAGGCUCCGGCCGCGCCGCAGGAGCCCCCGUGUCCCCCCCUGGGGCUGGAGUCCCUGCGGGUGCUGGACGAGCAGCUCCGGGCAUCGAGCCACAAGCGGCACGGGCUGGGCGCGCACCGCGGCCGCCUCAACAUCCAGUCAGGGCUCUACGACGGUGACUUCUUUGACGGCGGCUGGUGCGCGGGGCGCGAGGACACGCGGCAGUGGCUGGAGGUGGACGCGCGGCGCCUCACGCGCUUCACCGGGGUCAUCACCCAGGGCCUCAACUCCAUCUGGACGUACGACUGGGUGACGUCCUACAAGGUGCAGGUCAGCAACGACUCGCACGCGUGGCUGCCGAGCCGCAACGGCACCGAGGAGGCGGUGUUCCCGGCCAACAAGGACCCCGAGACGCCGGUGCUGAACCUGCUGCCCUCGCCGCUCGUGGGGCGCUUCCUGCGCAUCAACCCGCAGAGCUGGUUCCGCAACGGCACCGUCUGCCUGCGCGCCGAGGUGCUGGGCUGUCCCCUGCCCGACCCCAGCGAUGCCCACGCCUGGCACCCCCCGGCCCCGCCCGAGCCGCAGCUGGAUUUCCGCCACCACAACUACAAGGAGAUGAGAAAGCUGAUGAAGAGGGUGAGCGAGGAGUGCCCCGACAUCACCCGCGUGUACAGCAUCGGGCAGAGCUCCCGCGGGCUGCGCCUCUACGUGAUGGAGAUCUCGGACAACCCCGGGCAGCACGAAGUGGGCGAGCCCGAGUUCCGCUACGUGGCCGGCAUGCACGGGAACGAGGUGCUGGGCCGGGAGCUGCUGCUGAACCUGAUGCAGUUCCUGUGCCGCGAGUUCCGCCGCGGCGACGCCCGCGUGGUGCGGCUGGUGACGGGCACGCGCAUCCACCUGCUGCCCUCCAUGAACCCCGACGGCUACGAGACCGCCUACAGGCUGGGCUCGGAGCUGGCGGGAUGGGCCAUGGGCCGCUGGACGUACGAGGGCAUCGACCUCAACCACAACUUUGCCGACCUGAACACGGCGCUGUGGGACGCCGAGGACAACGACCUGGUGCCCCACGAGUUCCCCAACCACUACAUCCCCAUCCCCGAGUACUACACCUUCGCCAACGCCACGGUGGCCCCGGAGACGCGCGCGGUGAUCGCGUGGAUGCAGCGCUACCCGUUCGUGCUGAGCGCCAACCUGCACGGGGGGGAGCUGGUGGUCACCUACCCCUUCGACAUGAGCCGCACCUACUGGAAGGCGCAGGAGCUCACCCCCACCCCCGACGACGGCGUCUUCCGCUGGCUGGCCACCGUCUACGCCACCGCCAACCCCGCCAUGGCCAGCGCCGAGCGCCGCCCCUGCCACCACGACGACUUCACGCGCUACGGCAACAUCAUCAACGGCGCCCACUGGCACACCGUGGCUGGCAGCAUGAACGACUUCAGCUACCUGCACACCAACUGCUUCGAGAUCACCGUGGAGCUCUCCUGCGACAAAUUCCCGCACGCCUCGGAGCUGCCCGCCGAGUGGGAGAACAACCGCGAGUCGCUGCUGCUCUUCAUGGAGCAGGUGCACCGGGGGAUCAAGGGCGUGGUCCGGGACAGUGACACCGAGCUGGGCAUCCCCAACGCCAUCAUCUCUGUGGAUGGCAUCAACCACGACGUCCGCACGGCCUCGGACGGGGACUACUGGCGGCUGCUGAACCCGGGCGAGUACGAGGUGACGGCGCGGGCCGAGGGCUACGAGGCGGCCACGCAGCCGUGCCGGGUCUACUUCGAGAACGUUCCCACCCCGUGCAGCUUCCGCCUGGCGCGGGCGCGGGGCCGCCACCGGCCCGGGAGGCCCCGGCCGGGCCCGGACCCGGCGCUGCGGCUGCAGCGGCUGCGGCUCCGCCGCCUGCGCGCCCACGGCCGCGGGCAGUGA
Melozone crissalis (California towhee) is the source of this 2952-nucleotide messenger RNA. It is a transcript of the gene CPXM1, whose product is annotated as carboxypeptidase X, M14 family member 1. The record is from RefSeq and is a predicted model, not a curated record. Gene Ontology annotation, biological process: proteolysis. Gene Ontology annotation, molecular function: zinc ion binding; metallocarboxypeptidase activity. Bases 1 to 2952 code for a protein of 983 amino acids. The transcript has 15 exons. NCBI's taxonomy places the organism in Eukaryota, Metazoa, Chordata, Aves, Passeriformes, Passerellidae.